UUAAAUGUCUUCUUGUUGUGAGCAUUGCGCACACACUAUAUGUUGGCAGCUAACAAGGUCUUAUUGCGUGUUGUAAUCAUUAGUCUGAUGAGUGGCGGUGCGCACGGAUGUCAGCUGCUUGGGAGCGGAAAGUCUUUGCAUUCUUUCGCUUGCAUUGCCUCAGUGGACAUGAGUCUCCGCCAUUUUUUUUUUAAAGUGAAUCAGGAAGUUUGAAAAUGUUUGCAUCGUGGUUGUGGUUCAGUUGAUGACUGUUAGACUCAGUUCGAAGAUUAAAUCAUUUGUGCUGUGUUUUAUAUGUGCGACGACAGAUUUUUUAAACUUGCUUCUUGUCACAGAUUGUUUUUUUUUCAUAUCUGCCAUAUUUAAUUGUGCGAUGUUGUUGAUUUUUAUGUGUUUUUAAAGCGCAUUGAUUCAGUAGAGUAACAGUCGACUUAUAUAUGUGUUAAUCGAUAAAAGAGAGAACAAACAUCGAUAUAAUUGUUGUUCGAUAUUUUAUGUGCUAUCAGAUUGUGUUUAAUGUGAAAUAUGACAGAAAUGGUUCCUACCAGUAAUGUUUUUCAAGCACACGUAUAUUUCAUUAACGGAAACAAUAGGAUUUCUUUAUAUUGCGGAUGAAAUAAAACGUUAACGUGUUAGUAACGUAAAAUUUGGUUGCGUUCUGUAAUCAUAAUUGUUAAUGAUACAUCCUGCAGUAAUGGCCGCGUGUUUCGGGCCACCGCCAAUACCCCCAAAGCGGUCAUCCGGAGAGGCACGCCGACAGCCGUUAAACAGAAAGAACAGAAGCCUGACUUCAACGUAUCGUAGUUUCAGAGACCCGUCUGAAGAAGACGAGAUUAUUGUGGUCGCUUCGGAAGACUUGGAAGUGGCAUCAAUUACGAAUAGAACUUAUUCCAAACAGCAUUCUCUUAGUUCGAUGACAAACUCUCUAAGUAGGAAAAGCAGUGUUUCAAGUUCGACGGUAUCCUUAUCUCUGCUGAGUCGAAGUCACUCUGAUGGAAACUUGGCAAACUGCGCUCGACGAGGGGCUCAUCCAUCUUCCGGUUCCGGGAACGUCAGCGCGGCUUCAGGGACAUUGAAUCGAUGUCUUCGGGCCCUAGGGAGCAGCUGGAAAAAUCUUUUGCAGUUGGGUGGGAUGAGUCGGCCGCCCAAACCCGUGCCGCAGGUCAAAAAGGUGGCGCCCCCUGCGGUCCCCGACGUGUUUCGACACUCUGGGAGUAGCUUUGGGUCGGCGGGCUACAGUAGCAGUGAAGACAGCUGCUUCAUCACCGGCCCAGAGGGACAGCCUCCCCGAGAUGGCUGUGAUCAUAGCGAGAUGUAUGGCAUGUCGGGAAAGUCUCCAGGACCACAGUUCUCGUAUCCGGCGUUUACGUUUCCAGGACCUCAGGGAGUUCAGUACACACAGCUGAUGCAUGCAGCCGGGAAGGGAGCAACAUACUACCACCAGUUGUCCCUGCAGGAGGAUCAGGGCAUCGACAUGACCCAGAGUCCUGGUCGAGACAGUCCUGGUUCAUCUGGUUCUGGGUCAGGCUCAGGAUCGCGUCACAGCACCGCAAGUUUGGACAGUGGCCGAGCAUCAGGGUACCAUCUUCUGGGUCCUUCUGGCCCACGGAGCAGUGGCACUACUAUGGGUGGCCUCUCUUCAAGCCCACGAUGCUCACUGUCGUCAUCAUCCCUGGGUUCAUCAGAACAUGGUGGCCCAGCUGCACGGGCAGAAAGGCUGUUGCAUCAAGGAGUGCCUGACCAGGAUGUGCUCCACUCAUGGCUAAUGGAUCUCCAUUUUGAGGAGUAUUUUCCUUUGUUUGCCUCGGCCGGCUAUGACAUGCCAACUAUCUGCAGAAUGACUCCUGAGGAUCUCACAGCAAUUGGCAUAAAGAAACCAAAUCAUAGAAAGAAGCUAAAGGCUGAGAUUGCUCAAUUGAAUAUUUCAGAUGGACUUCCUGAUUAUAUUCCUGGCUCCAUGGAGGAAUGGUUGCGUCUGCUUCGACUGGAGGAAUAUGGCCCAGCACUUCACCAACAAGGUUACCAGACCGUGGAGGACGUAACGCAACUCACAUGGGAAGACCUUGAGGAUAUUGGCAUUGUUAAGCUGGGUCACCAGAAGAAGAUAUUGCUGGCCAUCAAGAGAGUGAAGGAUGUGCGUGCCGGCAAGAGGUUUCCUCUGCAGCUGGGGACGGAUAUAAUACUCACUAAUCUGCCCCCACACCCAGGACAAACACAGGAGGUGUUGAUCUCAACUCCGCCCGGCGGUGGUUUGAAUUCACCUGAUGAGGGUGAUGAUUGCUUCCCACCGAAUGUGCACACGACGUUCCAUUCAUUCCACCAACCGUGGGAGGUGGAAGGGAGCCAGCAAAUGUCUUCAUACAGCCACCACCACCAACACUUACUGCAUCAUCAUCACCAUGCCUUUAGCACGACCACUUCCACCAUAGCACCAUCACCGUUCAGUUUCCAACCCAUGUACUGUCCAGAUAUUGUCCCCAUCAAGAUUCGAGGAGGCAGAGGCAAAUCUCUCGAGAGCCUUGAGGACAACACGGAACAUACGCACCACACGUUUAGUGCAGAGAAUACUCAGACAUUCUACUAUCAGCAGCACCAACUGACACCUGGCCCAUCUGGUGGGUGGAGACCCAGGAGUUACGAUGACGGAGACAUCACACCUACGAAUGAAGCAGCUGUGACCCUUCAUGAGGGUGGUGGAACUCUGCCGCGCCCUCGUGGACUAGUCCGGCCUCGUCCUGUAGCAAAAAUCAUGGCCAAAACUCGCCCCACAACGAAUGAUGGAUCCACUUACAUAAUCCCAGACUUUGAAAAGCAAUCAGCUUUCUGUGGCACUUAUAAGAGUUUACCAAGAGACCUCAUAGAUAUCAGUAAAUAUAACUUAGAACAGUACAAUCCUGGUACUGGUGGUGGAUGUUAUAUAUCAGACUCAGUACCACCUACAUCCACUAUAAUUGGGAAUGAUAGUCCCCGUUGUACACCAAAGAAAAGACCACCAUCUCCUCCAAAGAGGCAGUCAUCACGUGUAGGAGAUCUUCCGUCAGACCUCCAAGGUCAAGGAGGAUCUGAUGUUGUUAUAGACUGCAGUGGCCCUGUGCCAAAGGCUUCAUCCUCUUCCACAAGCAGUACAACUACGACAGUUAUCACAGUAGACCUUCAUUCUACUGCUUCAUCACCAUCUCUCUCCCUGCCUGCUUACCCAAGUGGUGAUGAGCUGACAGGUACAGAAGAAGAAGACCUUCCUCUUCCCCCACCUCCUGCUCCAUCUUCGCCACCAGCCAGUGGUGGACUCAGAGACAAGUUUGAGGGCCUGACGAUGAACUCGUCUCCACCGACAAUGAGCCGGUCAUGGGGCAAUGUUGCUGACAUCACCGGAACAUCAGAUCAGCAUUCAUCUGCUUCAACUGUGGAGCAGGAGUUCAUUGCUAGCCUCGCCCUGCAACAGAGCCGGAACGGCUCUGACGCCAGUUUCAAGUCAAGUUCCAGCACGGAAUCAGAUUCACUGCCGUUUGCCAAUGAGAAUGCUGGAACUAUCAAACAGCGUGCUGUACGACCGCACCCCACUCUUACCACCGUGGAUUACCCGAAACAAGAUUAUGUGCCUCCAAAACUAGUCCAGCAUUCUCCAAGCGAUCUUGCAGCUAGUCAAAAGGCAUUAAGAGAAAGAGCAGCAGGCCAGGAACCAGCUGAUGUGUUGAAUGAUAUUGGGAACAUGCUUGCCAACCUAACAGAUGAGCUAGAUGCCAUGUUGGAAGAAGAGAAACGACAAGGGCUCAACCAGUGAAGAAUUAGUUUCUAGCAAUGGGAAAUUAAAUAGGUACUACUGCAUGUUUUGAAAGUAUGAGGAAGUCAGUGUUCAAAAUUCUGUCUUGUUUUCCAAACCCAUGGUUGGUUUAUAAACGUAUGAUGCAGUUGAAUCAUAAGCAUGAUUUGUGUAUACAUUUGUUACUUCAUAGUGCUGAAUAAAGUCAGCUCUCCUUUAUAAAAUUAUGUAAGACUCAUAUUCAAUUUUUGCUAGUUAGGCUUACAUUGCUGUGCAAAGAAGUCCUUUUCAAAACAAGAAUAUCAUUCUAGAAUUCUCAGAAAAUCACUGUUUGUCCAUCUGACAAUAACAUGAUCCCGUUAUAAAAUAAGAGACAGGUAGCAGGACUAGUAUACUUGUAUGAAGUCACUUUGGCUAGAUGUUUAUGUUACAUUUGUUACAAAUAAACCACAUGGUUGUCAUGGAGUGUUGGAAUGUUUGUGAAUAGCUUUACAUUCAGUAUGUUUAACAUCUUGAUAUGCUACAGUAAAUUAACUUAUAUUGGUGAUGUUAAUGGAUUGAUGCCCAAGCAGCUUAGUGUCUGCCUACCUUCAUCUGUCACUCACAUUUCAGCACAUAAUUCAUUCAAUAACAUGUUCUGAGCGUCAGUUUUAAGAGGGUCUGAUGGUGGUAUAUUAUCGUCCUCCAUUAACACGAAGACAAGGCAAAUUACCAAAUCCCAAUAUUGACAUUGGUACACCAAAGUUGAACGUGUCCAUAAAUAGUAGAAUCUUCACUAAAGGGUAGACUUAGUAUUAUUGGGUUAUUAGACUCGUCCAUCAUCUAGUCUUCUGAACAGAACAGGAUGUUUUGAAAACUGCAUCUACAGUGGAACCUUGCUUAAUGAGCAUAAUUCGUUCCAGAAUCUUACUCGUAAUGCGAAACGCUCGUUAAGCGAAACAUUUUUUCCCAUAUAAAUUAACGUAAAAUACGAUAAUGCGUUCCAUGCCGAAAAGAAUUCAAAAAAUUUGAUGUAUAACGUUUAUCCAAAGAAAAUUAUA
Molecule: messenger RNA, 4800 nt
Organism: Cryptotermes secundus
Lineage: Eukaryota; Metazoa; Arthropoda; Insecta; Blattodea; Kalotermitidae
Gene: ckn
Product: caskin-2
Exons: 13
Coding region: 677-3781 (1034 amino acids)
Biological process (GO): cell surface receptor protein tyrosine phosphatase signaling pathway; axonogenesis
Cellular component (GO): axon; focal adhesion
Molecular function (GO): protein phosphatase binding; signaling adaptor activity
Source: RefSeq, a predicted model, not a curated record